UUUCCCGCCUUUUCCGAGGUUCGGAGGCGGAAGCUCUUGGUUCUUUCUGCUGCCCUCAUAGACGGCAGUUCACGCGGCACCCAGCCCGUGGCCACCCUCUUGUUCUUCAAAGACCCUGCCGUGCCCUGACCCGGGCACCUCGGACGCCUGCCUUCCACCUCCCGGGCAGGAGGUCCUCGGGGCUGGAGGACGGAAUGGAAAAGCCGAAGCCCUUCAAGCUGUUCGUGCCGCCGCGGCUGAGCAGCAGCCAGGUGUCGGCAGUGAAGCCCCAGACCCUGGGAGGGGACGCCAAUUUCUUCAAGAGUUUCAACAAGUGUAUUGAAGAUGAUUUUGGUUUUCCUUUUGCAACAACUAAUCUCUCCAAAAAUGGGGAAAACAUUGAUUCAGAUCCUGCUUUACAAAAAGUUAACUUUUUGCCCAUGCUUGAGCAGGUUGAUAAUUCUGGCAGUUUCCACUAUCAGGAAGGACUAAAAGGCUCUGAUUUUGAGAAUUCGGAGCCAAUGAGCAGACUAUAUUCAAAACUGUAUAAGGAAGCUGAAAAGAUCAAAAAGUGGAAAGUGAGUGUAGAAUCUGAACUGAAACAGAAAGAAAAUAAAUUGCAAGAAAAUAGAAAGAUAAUUGAAGCACAGCGAAAAGCCAUUCAGGAACUGCAGUUUGAGAAUGAAAAAGUAAGUUUGAAAUUAGAAGAAGAAAUUCAAGAAAAUAAGGAUUUAAUAAAAGAGAAUAAUGCUACCAGGCAUUUAUGUAAUCUACUUAAAGAAACCUGUGCUAGAUCUGCAGAGAAGACAAAGAAAUAUGAAUAUGAACGGGAAGAAACCAGGCAAGUUUAUAUGGAUCUAAAUAAUAACAUUGAGAAAAUGAUAAUAGCUUUUGAGGAACUUCGUGUUCAAGCUGAGAAUUCCAGACUGGAAAUGCAUUUUAAGUUAAAGGAAGAUUAUGAAAAAAUCCAGCACCUUGAAGAUGAAUAUAAGAAAGAAGUAAAUGACAAGGAAAAUCAGUUAUCGCUACUACUGAUCCAAAGUGCUGAGAAAGAAGAUAAAAUGAAAGAUUUGACAUUUCUGCUAGAGGAAUCCAGAGAAAAAAUUAAUCAAUUGGAGGAAAAGACAAAAUUACAGAAUGAAAGCUUAAAAGAAUCAAAUGAGAAGAAGGACCUUUUGACAUCAGAACUAGAAGAUGUUAAAAUGUCUUUGCAAAUAAGUGUGAGUACUCAGAAAGCUUCAGAGGAAAAUUUACAGAUGGCAACAAAAAAAAUAUGUCAGCUCACUGAAGAAAAAGAAGCUCAAAUGGAAGAACUUAAUAAAGCCAAAGCUGCCCAUUUAGUUGUGAUUACUGAUCUUAAAACAACUAUCUCUAACUUGGAGGAAUUAUUGAGAACAGAACAGCAAAGAUUGGGAAAAAAUGAAGAUCACCUGAAAGAACUUACCAUGGAGCUUCAGAAGAAAUCAAAUGAACUGGAAGAGAUGACUCAGUUUAAAAAUAACAAAGAAGUAGAACUUGAAGAAUUGAAAAAAAUCUUGGCAGAAAACCAAAAACUUUUAGAUGAAAAAAAACAAGUCGAGAAGAUUGCUGAAGAAUUGAAAGUAAAAGAGCAAGAACUAACUGGUCUUUUACAGACCAGAGAGAAAGAAGUACAUGAUUUAAAAAUACAGUUAACUGCCAUUGCAACAAGUGAACAGCAUUGUUUAAAACAGGUUAAAGAUCUGAAAACUGAGCUUGAGAAAGAGAAGUUUAAGAAUACUGAAUUAACUGCAAGCUGCAACAAGCUUUCACUAGAGAACAAAGAACUAACACAAGAAACAAGUAAUAUGGCCCUAGAAAUCAAGAAACAGCAAGAAGAUAUUAAUAGUAGCAAAAAGCAACAAGAAAGGAUACUGAAACAAGUAGAAAAUCUGGAAGAAACAGAAACACAAUUAAGGAGUGAACUGGAGUCUGUGAAAGAAGAGCUAAAACAGAAAGGAGAUGAAGUUAAAUUUAAAUUGGACAAGAGCGAAGAAAAUGCUCGAAGCAUCGAAUGUGAAAUUUUAAAAAAAGAUAAACAAAUGAAGAUAUUAGAAAACAAGUGUAAUAAUUUAAGGAAACAAGUUGAAAAUAAAGGCAAGCACAUUGAAGAGCUUCAGCAGGAGAAUAAGGCCUUGAAAAAAAAGGGUACAGCAGAAAGCAAACAACUGAAUGCUUAUGAAAUAAAGGUCAGUAAAUUAGAGUUAGAACUAGAAAAUGCCAAACAGAAAUUUGAAGAAAUGUCUGACAACUAUCAAAAAGAAAUUGAGGACAAAAAGAUAUCAGAAGACAAUCUUUUGGGAGAGGUUGAGAAGGCAAAAUUAAUAGCUGAUGAAGCAGUAAAAUUACAGAAAGAAAUUGAUAUACGAUGUCAACAUAAAAUAGCUGAAAUGGUAGCACUUAUGGAAAAACAUAAGCACCAAUAUGAUAAGAUUGUUGAAGAAAGAGACUCAGAAUUAGGACUUUAUAAGAGCAGAGAACAAGAACAGUCAUCAGUGAAAGCAUCUUUGGAGCUUGAACUAUCUAAUCUAAAAAAUGAACUUUUGUCCAUUAAGAAGCAACUUGAAAUAGAGAAAGAAGAAAAAGAAAUCCUCAAAAGAGAAGCAAAGGAAAACAUAAUUACUCCCAAAGAAAGAAAAGACAAGAAAACACAGACAUCUUUAUUGGAAACACCUGAAACUAAUUAUCGGAAAUUUGACUCUAAAAUAGCCUCUUCACAAAAUAUAUCUCGAAAUUUUUCAUCAGCCAAUCAUGGCAAAUCCAAAGAUAAAAGAGACACUCUGUGGACCUCCACCAAAAGUACUUUAUCUGCCCCAUUACCAAAGGCAUAUACAGUGAAGACACCACCUAAGCUAAAAAUACAGCCUAGAGAAGAAAAGAAUACAUCUGUUGAGGAAAAUAAUAAAAAGAGAAGAAUGGUCUUUGAAUUUGAUAUUAAUUCAGAUAGUUCGGAAACUACUGAUCUUUUGAGCAUGGUUUCAGAGGAAGAGACAUCGAACAAACUAUACAAGAAUAAUAAUCCACCAGUUUCUCAUCUUUGUGUCAGAACACCAAAAAAGACUCCUUCAUCUCUGACAACCCCUGGAUCUGUGCUGAAGUUUGGACCUAUGAGAAAAAUGAGAGAGGACCACUGGGCUAUCAUUGCUAAAAUGGAUAGGAAAAAAAAACUGAAGGAAGCAGAAAAGCUAUUUGUUUAAUUUAAAAAAAACUCAGUGUGAUUUCUAAUAGCCUCAAAUUUAUGGUUAAUUUAAAAAUUAUUUUCCCCAAAGCCAAAUUUUAUCUGGAAGUUAAGAUCUUAAAAAUAUUUGCAUAUGGGGCUGGGAUCAUGGCUCAGUGGUAGAGUGCUUGCUUCCCAUGUGUGAAGUACUGGGUUAGAUUUUCCAGCACCACAUAA
Ictidomys tridecemlineatus (thirteen-lined ground squirrel) is the source of this 3391-nucleotide messenger RNA. It is a transcript of the gene Sycp1, whose product is annotated as synaptonemal complex protein 1. Gene Ontology annotation, molecular function: double-stranded DNA binding. The record is from RefSeq and is a predicted model, not a curated record. Lineage: Eukaryota; Metazoa; Chordata; Mammalia; Rodentia; Sciuridae. Gene Ontology annotation, cellular component: male germ cell nucleus; transverse filament; synaptonemal complex. Gene Ontology annotation, biological process: lateral element assembly; meiotic DNA repair synthesis; synaptonemal complex assembly.